AUGGCGUCGAUGCCGAAGUUGUCAAACGUCAUUUCGUGGCUGAUAUACCUCGUGCCCGUGUACAUCUUCGUUCUCAACCCGCUCCUACAACAGUUCUUCCCAGGCGCCUUCAACCCCUGGGAGACCAGCGACACAUUUGGACACUGGGACGGCGAAGCCCUAGGUAUCAACAUCACAGACGACAGCUUCAUCAGCCCAGAGGAUGGCGUCCCGUUUAAUUGCGCCAGUGAGCCGGAGGGUCUGAACAAAUAUACCCCCUCCAUCGUCUACGACGGUAUAACCGAACGAGUCGAUCCAAACAAGCGCCUCUCCGACCGAGCCCUACUCGACCGCGACGACACAGUCCGCUGCCUCGAGGAGCGCGCCCGCGCUUUCCAGGGCUGGCGCCCAAACCUGUAUAUCGAGCGCAUGUGGGCGCAACGCUACAAUGCCUCCGGCCAUUACCGGCAUCAUUAUGACUGGACCGGGUCACUGGCGCGCGGCGGCGACCGGCUCAGUACCUUCAUGGUCUACCUGGGUGCGGACUACGAGGAUGACGAGGAGGCCCAGGCGGGCGCGGACGAACGGGGGUCGGGGCCAGGGGCCGAGGCCGGGGCAGGAGAGGAUGGUCGCUUGGCGCGGUCAAAGAAGGAUGGUAUCACGUUCAAACCGAUUAAGGGAAAUGCGGUCUUUUGGGAGAAUCUUCGGGCCGAUGGGACUGGGUAUACCGAGACCUGGCACGCUGCGUACCCCGUCACGUCCGGGACCAAGGUUGGGUUGAAUAUUUGGAGUUGGUAUCAGCCUCCGAAGAGGAGACGAGGAUGA
Messenger RNA from Penicillium cosmopolitanum, 804 nucleotides. RefSeq names its product oxidoreductase, 2OG-Fe(II) oxygenase family. Gene Ontology annotation, biological process: peptidyl-proline hydroxylation to 4-hydroxy-L-proline. Lineage: Eukaryota; Fungi; Ascomycota; Eurotiomycetes; Eurotiales; Aspergillaceae. Gene Ontology annotation, molecular function: L-ascorbic acid binding; procollagen-proline 4-dioxygenase activity; iron ion binding. The record is from RefSeq and is a predicted model, not a curated record. The transcript has 3 exons. Gene Ontology annotation, cellular component: endoplasmic reticulum. Bases 1 to 804 code for a protein of 267 amino acids.